Messenger RNA from Cylicostephanus goldi, 228 nucleotides. The record is from the annotation of a GenBank genome assembly. NCBI's taxonomy places the organism in Eukaryota, Metazoa, Nematoda, Chromadorea, Rhabditida, Strongylidae.
AUGGUUUGCACCGAGCGCACGGGGUUAAGGAACCUUUACUCGAUUGUUCGCUAUGCAACUACUCCUGGUGAAUGCCGACGAAAGCACCUUGCUGAUCAUUUCGAAGAAAAGUGGAAGAGAGAGCUAUGUCCAAAAGCAUGUGACGUUUGCGCAAAUGCCUCGGAAGCUAUAGAAAUGGACAUUACAGCAGCGAUUAGAGGGAUGCUCAAGAUUAUACGAGAGUUUUGA